CGGCUCCCGCAGGCAAUUAAGUCGCCUGAAAUCGAAAUCGGGGCGAACGCCUUAUCGCGGUAAAAAGAAAAAGAGUAAUUUGUGAUACCUGUCCGCCGUGUAUUGGCUUGUUCGGAGCGCUACGCGCUUAAGUGGUGUUAAUUUUUUAUUAAUUAUUAUCGUAUUUAUUACUCAACGAAAGUGAAGUGCGAAAUCGGUCGCCUCAAGUGCCCGGCCAUACGUGCAAAGCCCAUAAAUAAAUUACACAGCCAUAUAGCCGUGAUCCUUCACUCUUUUCCGCACUUCCAUUCUGGCAUCGAAUUGCACCUGAUAAUGCAAACGGACUCCGCCUGAUUAUAUUUCGAUUUGGAGUGCCAGUGCGGGUGAUACCUCUGAUUCCCCUGAUUGCGGAUAGUUGCCCCCGAAAAUGAUCCCGCUGCAGUUACUCUGAUCCAAGCCAAUCCUAACCCAUCCGAUCUGGAGCCACCAUGGACUCGUACUUCGACUCGGCCAUCGAGUACAACCGCACCAAUCCCAUCACUUUGGCCAGGACCAGUGAACAGUCCCAAACGGUGCAGAACGAAAAGAACUGGGAAUGGUCGUAUCUAGUGAGAAAAUGUCGCAACCUGGAGCUGGAGGACUCGUACGACAUGUACAUGCGGCGCCUGCGUGUUGGCUAUCUAUCCCUGUUCAUCUUCAUCCAUGUGGCGGUGACAGUGAUCCACACACUCCUCCUGCUGACCACGCCGGAGAUCAGAUAUGUGUAUGUGGACAUGGUGGCCUACAUUUGCUCCGGCUUGGUCAUCUGGAUGGUGCUCUCCGUCAACUUCCGCAGUGAUCUAGUGAGCAAGCACAGCUGGGUGGUCUAUGCCACCUCCUGGCUGGCGGUUUGCGUUAUGGUCCUGAUGGACAUCGGCCUGAAUGUGUACCAUGCCACCAGCCAUAAUGACAUCCUUAAUCCCAUCUACGAUGCUUACACCCUGUAUGCCAUAUACAUGUUCAUGCCGGUUCCCUAUCUACUGCAACCAUUUGUUUUGGGUUCAGCAGUCACCCUGUGCUACAUUAUAAACUAUAGUUUCGUGAUCACCGCCAAGGAUGACAACCAGAUGCACAGCAUCCUGAAUGAGGCCAUCUACCUGAGUUGCGUCAAUCUCCUGGGGAUUUUCUUUCGCCUGAUGCGGGAUAUUGCGCUAAGGACAACCUUCCUGGAUCGUCGGCAAUAUGUGGAGGAGAAUCUCCUGUUGCGCUAUGCCAGAGAUCAGGAGCGGAGUCUCUUGCUGAGCAUCCUGCCCGCCCAGAUUGCGGAUAGAUUGCAGGAGGAUGUGAAGAACCGCAUCGAGAGAUCCAAGCAGCAGCACCAGCAACGAUCCCAAGUGGAUAUGCGAAGGAGUGCGGAUAGUCAGACUCUGAAGAGGUGGAGGCAACCUGAUCAUGGCACCCUCUUUAUAGAGCCCCACGAGGACGUCACUGUUCUCUACGCAGAUGUGGUCAACUACACCCACCUGACCACCACUUUGGACGUCAAAAAGUUAGUGGAGGCUCUGCAUGAUCUCUUCGUGCGUUUCGACAGCGCCAGCGAGGAUUACAACGUGCUGAGGAUCAAGUUCCUGGGCGAUUGCUACUACUGCGUGGCUGGAUUGGCCAAUCCCAAUGCGGAUCACGCCAAGUGCUGCGUGGACCUGGGCUUAAGGAUGAUCAAGGACAUUCGCGAUGUCAGGGAGAAGCGUCAUCUAAACAUCGAUAUGAGGAUUGGAGUCCACUCUGGAGAUGUCCUGUCCGGCGUCAUUGGCGCCGCCAAGUGGCAGUUUGACAUCUGGUCAAAGGAUGUGGAUAUCGCCAAUAGACUGGAGGCCACAGGAGCCACCGGAAGGGUGCAUGUGAGCCAGAAGACCCUCUCCCUGCUGGAUGGCGAGUACUUCUACGAGGACGGCACCGAAAAGGCUCGAGAGGAUCCGGUGCUCCAGAAGCAUGGCAUUCGCACCUUCCUGAUCAAGUCACUGCGCGCCCCCAUGCACGACCCGCGUCGCAGGAUGAGGGAGCGGCAGGCCAAGAAGCUCAGCGAGGCCAGCAAGGCCAACUUCAUGCACAACUCGACGCUCCACCAGUACAACCAGGUGCGCAACCAGGCCAAGCUGGAGAUGUGCCGGGAGCUGGACAAGAUGCCCAUCGGCAGGAUACAACUCACCAAAGUCUUUCGGCGAAGCACUCGCCUCACCCAGGAUGAGAUCGAGGAGGAGACCUUCCGGCGCAACAUCAGCUCCUGCUGCCUGUUCUUCCGCAUCCGCAACUGGGAGUUCCAGUACAUGAAGGAGCCGGAUGUGAUGCUCAAGUACAGCAUCGCCCUGUCCUGGGCCAUCUACAUGGGUCUGCUGAGCAUCCAGCUGCUGAGCAAGGAUGCCCGCUAUCACUACUGGUUCAUAGAUGGCACCACAAUCAUCCUGCUCACCAUGCUUCUGAUCAUAUCCUGGUACAAGAAACUCUGGAUCAUGUACAUGUCCGAUGCGGAUGUCUCUUCCCCAAAUGGCAGGCUAAGUGGAUUCUUCUUCCGGCUUUCAGAUGAAAUGCAGCGGAAUGUGGUUAUCCGGAUAGUGAUGUACUUUCUGAUCAUUUUCUCCUACUGUGCGGUGGCCAUCAUGCAAGUGGUUGGCUGCAGCAGCGAUGAGGAUUACGGGGAUCUGGAGCCCAGUUACGACGAGCGGGUGCAGUGCUUUCAUCCUUGGAUCCUAACCAACUGCAUGACCUUGGUGAUUGGCAUGUCUUUUCUGUUCACCCGGAUACCCUUCAUCAUCAAGUCCUGUUUCUCAGCGCUAAUAAUGAUUGGUUAUGCAGUACUCGUGGUGUCCGAAUUUAACUAUAUUUACGCCAGUAGUCCAUCCACCAAUGUCAACUUUAAUGCCAAGUACUCGCAUAUUCUCUUGAUGAUCAUCACCUUUGGCAUUUUCCACCUGAUGGAGCGACAAACGGAGUUCAUUGCCAAAGUGGACUACAACUGGAAAAGGCAACUGCUUAAAAAGCAGGAGGAUGCCUUAAUCACCAAUGAUACCAUUAAAGUGCUACUUACCAAUAUUUUGCCCACUCAUGUUGCCGACUUUUAUCUGUCCAACCAACUCCAAAAUGAGCUCUACUACGAGGAGUACGACAAUGUGGCGGUAAUGUUUGCCUCCAUUAAAAACUUCGACACCGACAAAAUAGGUUUGCGAGUGCUGAACGAGAUUAUCUGCGACUUUGACGAUGUGUUAAACAAGUACUCGCAGAGCCUGCGCGUGGAGAAGAUCAAGGUGGCCAACUGGACGUACAUGGCGGCCUGUGGCCUGGAUGUUUCUCGCUCGGAGCAGGUGAAUGCCCCCCAGAUGAAGUUCCGCAAUGUGUCGCUGAUGCCAAAUGGAAGAAGGAGUCGCUACGAUGGAGCCCGCACCUCAAAUACAGAUGGAGUUCAGCGGGUUCCCUAUGGGAAUGGUAGUAACAUAGCCCUGGAUCUUGACCUGGAGCGGGGUCAGUACGAGGGCAAUGUGAUAACGAGUAAUGGACCACGGAUAAGCACCACCCAAAAUGGGAGCAGCAGCAACGAGGUGGUGCGGGUAAUGGCCGAAUUUGCCCUGGAUCUGAUGAGGACCAUGAGGCGUUUUAAUACGGAGAAUAUGCAGACAGAGUACGAGGGCAGCACGGAUUAUGGGAUGCUGAGGAUCGGAAUAUCUCAUGGCAGGGCGAUGGCGGGAGUGGUGGGCAACUCGAAGCCCCACUAUGACAUUUGGGGCAAUCCUGUGAACAUGGCCUCCCGCAUGGACUCCACCGGAGUCCCGGGACAGAUCCAGGUCACCGAGAACACGGCCCUCAAGCUGCGCGAGUUCAACAUCCAGUGCAACUACAGGGGCAUGACCUACGUCAAGGGGCGUGGCAACAUACCCACCUACAUCAUCGGCACCGACAGCGAAUACCAGUUCCUGCCGCACCGCCCAUCGCCCGCGGCAAACAAAGAAGACUAGCUGAAUUUACCAGAGAUUAGUUCUAAAGCAAACCAGUGUAUAUAAAUACCAUAGGCUUAAGAUAUCCACUUUUCCGUAUUUUGUAGCUUGUAUGUGUGCCAAUUACUAAUUUAAAUCCCU
Messenger RNA from Drosophila subpulchrella, 4082 nucleotides. RefSeq names its product adenylyl cyclase X E (gene ACXD). NCBI's taxonomy places the organism in Eukaryota, Metazoa, Arthropoda, Insecta, Diptera, Drosophilidae. The transcript has 12 exons. Gene Ontology annotation, molecular function: adenylate cyclase activity. Bases 468 to 3962 code for a protein of 1164 amino acids. The record is from RefSeq and is a predicted model, not a curated record. Gene Ontology annotation, biological process: cAMP biosynthetic process; adenylate cyclase-activating G protein-coupled receptor signaling pathway; intracellular signal transduction.